Messenger RNA from Theobroma cacao (cacao), 528 nucleotides. Lineage: Eukaryota; Viridiplantae; Streptophyta; Magnoliopsida; Malvales; Malvaceae. The record is from RefSeq and is a predicted model, not a curated record.
AUGUCUCGGGUCUGGGGCGUGACUGGAGCAAUGCAAUAUCAAAAGCUUGGAAGCUACACUUAUUGCGCGAUAAUCUCCACCCUUCCAAUUUGUCUACCAGUGUGCCUCCUCUGGAUGUACAUGGACAAAUUAUUAGUGCUCAUAGGCCAAGACCCCCAAGCUGCAGUGGUAGCUUGUAGAUACUCAAUGUGGCUCAUACCUGCACUAUUUGCCUAUGCCAUUCUUCAAUCACAAGUUCGUUUCUUUCAAUCCCAGAACUUGGUUCUUCCAAUGUUGUUCAUCUCGCUUGCAACUCUGUGUUUCCAUGUACCUGUUUGUUGGGUUUUGGUAUUUAAAUCCGGAUUAGGAAAUACAGGAGCGGCAAUGGCUAUAAGUUUCUCUUACUGGUACAAUGUGAUCUUGCUUGGAUUAUACAUGAGAUACUCAUCAUCAUGUGAGAAAACCCGCAUUCUCUACCUGAAUGAUGUUAUCUUGAGUGUCAAGGAGUUUUUUCAAUUCGCAAUUCCUUCUGCUGUAAUGGCUUGGUAA